Schistocerca gregaria is the source of this 1248-nucleotide messenger RNA. RefSeq lists its product as uncharacterized. The record is from RefSeq and is a predicted model, not a curated record. Bases 47 to 1213 code for a protein of 388 amino acids. Gene Ontology annotation, cellular component: cytoplasm. The transcript has 4 exons. NCBI's taxonomy places the organism in Eukaryota, Metazoa, Arthropoda, Insecta, Orthoptera, Acrididae. Gene Ontology annotation, molecular function: ATP binding; GTP binding; ATP hydrolysis activity.
UUGCGACCUCCUAUCUUGUGGACAGGUUUAUCUUGGUGUAGAGCUGAUGUGCGCGAGCAAGAACGAGGUCGAGCGCGACCUGCAGUUGGGGCGAUUCAAGAAUUCGCUGUCUAUAGGUAUUUUGGGACUGCCCAAUGUUGGCAAGUCUACACUGUUUAACGUGCUGACAAAGAGCAGCGUGUUGGCGGCGAACUAUCCGUUUGCAACGAAGGAGCCACACAAAGCUCGGACAGCAUUGCCGGACGAGCGGCUGGAUUGGCUCAACAGCGUGUACAAGCCGGAGAAGCUGACGCCGGCCUAUUUGGAAUGCGUGGACAUAGCAGGGUUGGUGAGGGGCGCGUCGGAGGGGCAAGGACUGGGCAACGCAUUUCUGUCGCACAUCGCGGCGGUGGACGGGCUGUACCACGUGUGUCGCGUUUUCGAGUCGGAGGAAAUCACGCACGUGGACGGAGACGUCAAUCCCAUUCGCGACUUGGACACGAUUCACAGCGAGUUGUUGCUGAAGGACAUCAGCAACUUGGAGAAGCGGAUUGAGCCGUUGGUGAGGCAGGCGAAGGGCGACAAGGUGAAGAAGUUCGAGUUGGACACGAUGGAGAAGCUGAUGAACUGGCUGAUUUUGGGGAAGGACGCUCGGUUGGGAGAAUGGACGCCAAAGGAGAUACAGGUGAUCAAUCCGCUGAACUUGCUGACGGCUAAGCCGAUCAUUUACUUGGUCAACAUGUCGGAGGAGAAUUAUAUGAGGCAGAAGAACAAGUGGCUUCCGAAGAUCAAGGCGUGGGUUGAUAGCCAGAACCCCAAGGAUCCGAUAUUGCCGUUUUCCGCUGAGUUGGAGGAGAAGCUGUCAGAGAUGUCGGCGGCGGAGGCGGCGGCGUAUUGCAAGGAGAGGAACAUGCGUUCUCAGAUCCAGAAGAUCAUUAGGACGGGGUACAGUCGGCUGAGAUUGAUUAGUUUCUUCACGUGUGGUCCGGAUGAGGUUAAGGCGUGGACGAUUCACAGCGACACCAAGGCGCCCCAGGCGGCGGGGACGAUUCACUCGGACUUCGAGAAGAAGUUCAUCUGCGCCGAGGUGAUGCACUACAGCGACUUGAAGGAAUGUGGAAGCGAGGCGGCGACGAGGGCAUCGGGGAAGGUGUUGCAGCAGGGGAAAGGCUACGUGGUGCAGGACGGAGAUAUAAUUUUCUUCAAGCACGGGGCGGGAGGGAAGAAGAAGUAGAUUUUUUUUUGUCCGAUAAAAAGUUCAUUUGAGUA